AUGGUGGCGCGUGCGCUGCAUACCUUUCAGGCGAGUCAGGGCGGGCAGCUGUCCUUUGCCGCCAACGACCUGCUCCUGCUGCACUCGGCUGUGGGACAGUGGUGGGAGGCAUCGCUGAGAGAGGCAAAGGGCCUGGUGCCUGCAAACUAUCUGACUUUAGCCACUCCGCCAGAUGGGGCUUCCUUUGCCAUCGCACAGUAUGCCUUCUCCGCCCAACGCGUGGGCCAGAUCAACAUGGUCAAGGGCGAGGUCAUGACCGUCACAGACGCAACCGGCAGGUGGUGGACUGCCUUUGGCGCAGAUGGCAUCGAGGGCCAUGUCCCUUCGAACUUUCUCGACCUCAUUGGUUCCAUGCCUGUGUCUCCGGAUGCCACUGCUGCCACUGCCACUGCUGCUGCUGCUGCUGCUGCUGCUGCUGCUGCUGUCGUAGAGGCUGAUCAGGACCGAGGCGCUAGUGCUGAGGCCGAGGCCGAGGCUGACGGCGAGGCUGGGGGCGAGGCCGAGGCUGGGGACGAGGCCGAGGCCGAGUACGAAUACGAAGAAGUCGUCGAGUACGUCGAGGUCGAGGCAAGCGACGAUGGUGAGGCCGAGGCAAGCGCUGAUGGGAGCGGGAGCAGCGACGCAAGCGAGGAUGGGCGGCCGCAGCUCGAGACGACGGCGCUGUCGGCGGUCGCGCCGUCGGUGGUCGCGCCGUCAGGGUACACGGUCCGGGCGCUCGACGACUAUGAGCCGCUGUCGAGUGGGCAUCUUUUUUUUGAAAAGGGUGAUCUGCUGACAAUCACGUCGAGGAUCUCGUCGCAAUGGCUCAUGGGCUCGGUGGUCGGCAUUCCUGGCGAGGGUCGCAUCCCGUCAUCGCUAGUCGUUGAGAUUGCCCACGAGCCCGCAGCCGACGUUUCGCAGCCGACCACCGACUUUUUCAAGUCGGAUCCUGACUCGAUGCUCACAGAGUUCAAGUCUGAGUUUGGGGCAGAGACCACCGAGUGCAACGACGACGCAGCGAGCGUUGGCAGCGAUUGCGGCCAGGUGGACGAGCCACAAAGAGACGACAGAGCCGAUGCAGGCUCUGAUGACCAGGCGGCGGCGCAGGCGUCUGGCGAGUCGAUGGUCUUGAUCGACAUCGGCACUGACGGCGACUCGGUUGCGUCAUACGUUCACGCGCUGCUGGACAACAGCGACGACGACACGGCACACGAUGUCGACAACAUGUCGGGUGACGGUGAUGGUGGUGAUGUGUUUGGCUCGCGGUCGGCGUCGGCAUCACGCUCGCGCUCGCGCUCGCGUUCACGUUCGCGGUCGGCAUCACGCUCGCGGGCGGCUGCCGAGGGUAAGGCAGUGACUCCAGACGAGCCGCCGCCAUCGGCGGCGGCAACAGCGAUGGCGCUGAGGAUGAAGCGGCGGCAGUCGACUCCGGCUGUGGUGGGACGGCCAGACGACAAGUCGCGCAUGCUCGACUCGAUGCAAGCCGAGUCAAGCCCGAGCCUGGUGCGGCGGCGAUCCAAGUCGCAGGCGCAAAAGGACGGCGAGGCUCGGCGGCAGAAGCGAGCAGUAGGCUCGCGGUCGCGGUCGCGGUCGCAAGCCGGAGGCAGCCCGCGCACUGAAGCAUCAAGGGUAUCAGGGAGCAUGUCGGAGACGCAACUUGUGCCGAGCAUGGACACUGAGCUCGUUCAAACAUUCCUGGCGCGCGAGAAGGAGGCUGAGGGCCGGGAGCGUGCACUGAUGAAGCGCAUUGCCGAGUUGGAACGGGCCAACGCCAAGCUGGAGGCGCAGCUCGAGCUGGAGCGCGAGCGCGUAGCGCUCAUGGCCAACUCGGCAUCGGCGACCAACCUCGCGCUGGCCGAGGCGCCAUCGGCCGCGCUACGAGCACGAGCUAAAGCGGCCAAAAAGCGCAAUGUCGAGCUGAUGGUCGAGGUCCGUGAGCUCAAGCUGCAGCUCGCCGACAAAGACGCCGAGCUCGCCGAGGCGCACGCGCUCAUCGCGUCGAUGGACUUCCAUGGCGUGAGCCAACGGGCUAACAUCGCCAUGCUGGAGACGGCGCUGCGGCAUCCUGGGGCGCGCCCGCUCGAGCCGCUGCUGGCCGGCGGCGCAUCGCGGGCUGAGGCUCGCCAAUCGAACCGCGCCGCGUCUUCGCCGACGGCAAGCACCCAGGCAUCGGCAUCGCCCCGGCCGCCGGCGCCGCCGUCCGAGGAGCAGGUCCUCGCCCUCAAGAUCGAGCUCGAGGGCAAGCACCGGGCGGCGCUGCUGGACAUCCAGGGCGCGUACGAGCACCUGCUCGCGCGAGCCAAGGCCAAGAUCAAGACGGCGCAGAUGGAAAAGUCGACCGUGGUCUCGCAGCUUGCCUCGCGCCAGCAGCAGCUGGAGAUGGAACUGGUGGCCAAGCGCCAACUGAUGGGCCAGCUGGAGGUAUCGACCCGGACGAUCCGCAGCCUGAAGAGCUUGCUGUUCUCCAUCCACGACCAGAUGGAGCUCAAGCUGAACCAGGCAGUCAACCUGCGAUCGCAUCUUGCACCGCGGGUGCCGUUUGAACGGCGGUGAGCAAGGCUGCAGAGUGUAGAGUCCGUUUACAGCGGCGAUAGGUGUGGUGGUGAGGAGGAGGGGGGGAGCGACAAGAGUGAGGCGCAGUGACUGCAGAGGCCAAGCGAGCGUGAGCCCGGCGAGCAGCGACGGUGCCAGAGAGGAGAGCGCUGAUGAUCAGAACGAGGGG
This is a messenger RNA of Thecamonas trahens ATCC 50062, 2701 nucleotides long. RefSeq lists its product as uncharacterized. The transcript has 3 exons. The record is from RefSeq and is a predicted model, not a curated record. The coding region runs from base 1 to 2532 and encodes 843 amino acids. Gene Ontology annotation, molecular function: protein binding. NCBI's taxonomy places the organism in Eukaryota, Apusomonadida, Apusomonadidae.